AUGCUAUAUGUACGACUGUCGUCCAUGGACGACAUCUAUGUAGAACUAUUGUCCAUGGACGAUAUGUUAUGUAGAGCGGAGCCUCCUCCGUUGGGUCUCGCGGCCCCAUGUGCGGGCUGCGACAAACCGAUCCUGGACAAAUUCCUCCUGAACGUUCUCGAACGAGGUUGGCACGCCAGUUGUGUGAGGUGUUGUGACUGUUUGCAACCUCUGACGGACAAGUGCUUCUCCAGGGAAGCGAAACUGUUCUGUCGGAACGACUUCUUUAGGCGAUACGGUACGAAAUGCAGUGGAUGCGGUCAAGGAAUCGCUCCUUCGGACCUGGUCAGGAAACCUAGGGACAAGGUCUUCCAUCUGAACUGCUUCACGUGUCUUGUUUGCCGCAAACAAUUGUCGACGGGCGAACAAUUGUAUGUUCUCGAUGACAAUAAGUUUGUUUGCAAGGACGAUUAUCUGACGGGAAAGGCGAACGCGGUUGCGGCUGCUG
Molecule: messenger RNA, 487 nt
Organism: Ctenocephalides felis (cat flea)
Lineage: Eukaryota; Metazoa; Arthropoda; Insecta; Siphonaptera; Pulicidae
Product: LIM/homeobox protein Lhx5-like
Exons: 3
Biological process (GO): neuron differentiation; regulation of transcription by RNA polymerase II
Cellular component (GO): nucleus
Molecular function (GO): RNA polymerase II transcription regulatory region sequence-specific DNA binding; DNA-binding transcription factor activity, RNA polymerase II-specific
Source: RefSeq, a predicted model, not a curated record